AUUAUAUUGCUACACUAAUUAUAGAAAAUCACAAUUUUUUUUAGAACAUGGUAAAACCAUGAUGAUCUUGCAAAAUGUUUAGAAUUAUGGAGCACAAAGGAAGUGAGCUACGUAGCUUUGUGCACUCGUGUCUUGAAUGACCAACCUACUUAUGCAAACUAUACAUAUAUACAUAUUGCAAAAAAACAAAACUUAACAUUUUCAAUGUUUUAAGUACCAAGAUCAGAAUAUGUGUAUUCCUAACCUGAUCAUACAUAUAUGAUGAAUGCGAUCACUAGGAUGAAUCUAAAAUUCUAAGCAACAAGGUUAAGUACCCUCAAAUUCCACGGAAGAAUUGCAGACAAAAAUGCCGGUGUAUUGUGUGACGGGAGGCACUGGGUUCAUAGCAGCCAACCUCGUCAAAUCGCUGCUCGAAAGGGGUCACACUGUACGUACCACAGUUCGGAAUCCAGAAAACGAAGAGAAGGUAGGAUUCUUAUGGGAAAUGAAGGGAGCCAAGGAAAGACUCAAAAUCAUGAAAGCUGAUUUGAUGGAGGAAGGAAGCUUUGAUGAAGCCAUCCAAGGAGUUGAUGGUGUCUUUCAUGCUGCUGCCCCUGUGCUCGUCCCAUACGACGAAAAUGUUUAUGCAAAUCUGUUUGAACCUAGUAUAAAAGGAACAUUGAAUGUUCUAAAAUCAUGCAUAAAGGCAACAACUGUUAAAAGGGUUGUAUUUACCUCUUCAUGUUCUGCAAUAAGAUACCAUCCAGACAUCCAGCAAAAUUCUGUUCUCAAUGAGUCACACUGGAGUGAUCCUGACUACUGCAAGAAAAAUGAACUUUGGUACCCGUGUGCGAAGACAUUAGCAGAGCAAUCAGCCUGGCAGAUUGCCAAGGAAAAUGGUCUGGAUUUGGUAGUGGUUAACGCAUCCUUCGUUGUCGGUCCAUUGCUUGGACCACAGCCCACCAGCACACUGUUACUGUUGCUGGGCAUUAUUAAAGGUGCAAUUGGUGAAUAUCCAAAUCAGGAAAUAGGGUUUGUGCACAUAGAUGAUGUAGUAGCCGCACACAUACUUGCCAUGGAAGAAAGCAAGGCAACCGGGAGACUGAUUUGUUCAGGGGCAGUGGCUCACUGGUCUCAGAUCAUAGCAAUGCUGAAAGCUAAAUAUCAAGAGUAUCCAUAUGAAACCAAGUGUGGAAGUCAGAAAGGAGACGAUAGGCCUCAUAGCAUGGAUACUACCAAAAUCCACCAGUUGGGAUUUCCUGCCUUCAAAACAAUUCCUCAAAUGUUUGAUGAUUGCAUCAAAAGUUUUCAAGAUAAGGGCUAUCUUUGAUGCUUAUUCAAACGCUCUGUGAUGUAGAGUCUGAUUUGAAUAAGGAAUAUUGUGCUCGAACUUUUGAAAAUACUAACAGUUUUAUAGUGUAAUAAGAUAGUAGUAAAAAAGGUAGACGCAUUGUUAUUCGAUUCUAGAACAUCUGAUACAAAAAACUCUUGAAUACAAAAUAAGAAAUAAUUAUAUGACAAUUGUAAAGGCACCUCAGCAGUGCACUGCAUAACCAAAAGAUCCAAAUUGAAACUUGUAGUUUCAAGGUACACAUACUAUGAAAUGACAUGAGCUUUUUUGCUCUUUUUCUACCCUCA
Messenger RNA from Amaranthus tricolor (Joseph's coat), 1617 nucleotides. Its product is annotated as tetraketide alpha-pyrone reductase 2-like. The transcript is spliced from 6 exons. Gene Ontology annotation, molecular function: oxidoreductase activity, acting on the CH-OH group of donors, NAD or NADP as acceptor. The coding region runs from base 347 to 1309 and encodes 320 amino acids. NCBI's taxonomy places the organism in Eukaryota, Viridiplantae, Streptophyta, Magnoliopsida, Caryophyllales, Amaranthaceae. The record is from RefSeq and is a predicted model, not a curated record.